Messenger RNA from Macrosiphum euphorbiae (potato aphid), 1203 nucleotides. The record is from the annotation of a GenBank genome assembly. Lineage: Eukaryota; Metazoa; Arthropoda; Insecta; Hemiptera; Aphididae.
AUGGGUUGUGUGUGCGACGCACGAUGUCCACACGAAAGAAUACAUUCUUCCACAUGCUCAUGCGAGCUUGUUCGUGUUCGAAGGUGCUCACUUUGUUCGCCACACAAUGUGCGCUCGUGUGUACAUACCUUUAGAUUUCCAACUGACGAACGUCGUCUUCAGUGGGUGGAAUUCGUGGUGAACCAAGGUUUUCCUGUAAACCUAACCUCUACGUUGUGUUCGAGGCAUUUUGUUCCUGGCCUUGACUACAGACAGGAGCAUACGCGAAGCCGUUCUCUGUUCCAUACAGCAGUGCCAUCUUUGGUAGUCGGACCAUACAGAGAACGAGAAGAUCAUGUGGAAAACGUCGAUGCCGGUGUACAAGUUCCGAGGGAUGAACUUUUGUUGGAAGACAACAUUGAGGUAGUUGAAGUCAUGAUGGACAAUGACAACGUUGAGGUAGUUGAAGUCAUGAUGGACAAUGACAACGUUGAGGCAGAAGAAGUCGCGGUGGACGACGACAACGUUGAAAUAGUUAUCGUGAACGGAGACGAACAAGUAUCAGACAAUGAUAACUUUGUUGGUGUUUUCGACCUUUCACCACUGUACGACAUUCAAGAGGUUGAACAAAUCGCCCCGGUUGUCGCUAGACUGUUGGUAGACCGUCCGGCUGGCGUUCAGCACCCACUACCGGAACCACACUACAUAGGCGCGUUGAAUUACGUAUGCCGGUAUUGUAGGGCCCGCCACUUUAAGUGCGAGGAAACAAGCCCGAAUAAUUUUUCUACAUGCUGCAACAACGGUCUGAUGGCCGUUUCAGGACCGCGUGUGUUGACACCUGCACCGUAUUUACUACAGAGGUUGUUGGUUGAAGAUUCGGUAGAAGGUAGACACUAUAGAAAUAACAUCCGCCGGUACAACAACACUUUGGCUUUUGCUGCAUUCUCCACCGCCUUCAACACACGGCGCUUGCCAGGUCGGGGACCCAAUGUGUUUACUGUUCAUGGGCAGGGAUAUUGGACGAUAAGUAAUGACUUGAUCGGGAACGAACCUAUCCAACGCAGAUUCUGCCAGCUGUAUUUCGUCGAAUCCGGAGAGGCAAACCGGAUUCGUAGGGAGCAGCAGCAACUACUGCCUGCCGCACAACGUCUAUUGCCAAGUGUGCUCGAAGACUUAGACGGCCUGUUACGGGGCAUCAAUCCAUUCGCACAGGCUUUCGAGUAA